UCUGGUCAACGAGAAUUCGCGAGAACCAAAAUGUCUGCACCCACAAUGAACACAUGAUGUUGUUGAAAACCAGUAUAGAUAAGGUUUUUAAGCAUUUGUGAGCAGCAAUGAAAACUAAACGACUAAAACAGGCCAGGAAAAUUGUAGGGUUUUAUAAGAGCUAUUUCGACAUCUGUCCUCCAUUCAGCAUAUUGAUAGAUGGGACUUUCUGCAAAGCUGCCUUGCAGUUCAAAAUCAACAUCAGGGAACAAUUGCCUAAAUACUUGGAGUCAGAACUUAAGCUUUGUACCACGCUUUGUGCGAAGGCUGAGUGCGAAGAUCUAGGGCCUUUGUUAUACGGUCCCUUCAAGGUCCUUCAACAGUUUGAUUUAGAAAGUUGUGGUCACCACAGUCCAUUGACAGCUGCAAAAUGUUUCCAAUCUGUUAUGAAGAAAAAGAAAAGUAUUUUUGUUGCCACACAGGACCAAGACCUUCAAGAGAUUGCCAGAAACAGGAAAGGAACACCUUUGCUUUAUAUUACACACAAUGCAAUCAUUCUUGACAAUCCCUCCAACAAGUCGAGGCACUCUGCAGAACGCAAUGUUGCUAAUAAGAUUUCACUGUCACAUCAUGAACAGGAGCAAUUAAAUAGGCUCAAGAGGACAGUUUUUGGCCAUGAUGAAUUGAAGAAAAGGAAAAGAAAAAAGAAGAAAGGAGUGAACCCCUUAUCUUGUAAAAAGAAGAAGACCAAACCAAAAGAACCUAUAUUAAAAAAUGGUGUGCAAAAAAGAAAAAGAAAAAAGAAGAUUAAAAUUGCCCCACACAUUAUUGAACAUUUGAAAAGCUCUUCUUGAAUGAACUUUUUCUUUGUUAACUUAUUUUUAAAUACACUGCUAUCUCCUGUCCUAGAACAAAGAUAAAGGAAUAAAAGUAAACAUGUUAUUUGAAA
Messenger RNA from Lingula anatina, 928 nucleotides. Its product is annotated as rRNA-processing protein UTP23 homolog. NCBI's taxonomy places the organism in Eukaryota, Metazoa, Brachiopoda, Lingulata, Lingulida, Lingulidae. Gene Ontology annotation, cellular component: small-subunit processome. The record is from RefSeq and is a predicted model, not a curated record.